Messenger RNA from Mya arenaria, 5441 nucleotides. RefSeq lists its product as uncharacterized. The record is from RefSeq and is a predicted model, not a curated record. The transcript is spliced from 9 exons. The coding region runs from base 310 to 2742 and encodes 810 amino acids. NCBI's taxonomy places the organism in Eukaryota, Metazoa, Mollusca, Bivalvia, Myida, Myidae.
GCGUUAUUCGUGUGAUCAUUAAAUUGAAUUAAUAAUUCUACAAACACAAUGCACUAACGGGGACAUUCUAAAGCAAAUAUAACUUAUUAGAUAAACAUUUAGUAUGUUGUCUCUAAGCCGUGUCUUUGAUAUCAUAUCAUACAUUAUAAUAAAACACGUCGGAUUUACUAAGAAUAUGAUAUGGCAUUAAAGCAUACAUUUUGUGUUAAAAAUACUGAUUAAGUCAUGGCUUUAAUGUAUAUAGCGUCUUUGGGAUCCUGCAACAUGAGUGUCAUCGAUAUAUAAACUGUGAUUGGACAUCCACGCGCAAUGCGGCCUUCUGAACACGUCCGGUCGGUUCUGGCCGCAUCUCUCGUGUUGAUGAUAACGAUCCAUAGGUCUGAAGAGACAUCAAAGGGAUUUAAGGAUAACAACGAAGGUGACUUUGAAAGAGAUUGGUGCGGCAAGGUAUUCCAGCUUAAAGAAUUCCAGAAAUUGUCUGAUGCGUUUUGUAAGUCCAAGAAAAGAACGUCGACAAAGCGUCAUGCGUACACGACAUGCAUGCACUCAUCCAACCGGAAAUUCGAUCUUUCGUGCUUAAAGUGCCAGCGCAGCGCGGGCCGAUGUAAAUCCUUGAAAAGCCUGCGCGCGAAUCUAUUGACAAUUUCCGGUCGAAUGUUUCGGGACGGAAAAACGCCAAUGCGAGUAUGCGAUGUGCAAACGUAUGAUCCCAGAAGGCAUUUGUGCUGCCAUGGUCCCGAUGUUCGCCAUCAGAUCCCGUCGUCCGCAAAUUCCGCAAAUGUCACAUGUUGCGGAAGCAAAGUGUUUGACAUCCGCCAUUACAUAUGCUGCAACGGAAGCGCGGCCCUCCUAGACCGUAUUCAACGCGCGUCUGCCGCUUGCUGUGGGCAUUCGCCCUACGAUAUGGAAGUCGAGUUCUGUUUUAAGGACAAAAUUUACCCCAAAAAUGAAGAAGUUGCCGAUGUUAUGCAUAGCGUCAACGACAGGUCCUCCAACUAUGAGGAAAAUCUGAGCCCCCAGAUAGUUGAACACGCAAACGUUUUUGAAAAACACACAGACGUUUUUGUUUUAUCUGGUUCAAUCUUAGUAAUUGGUGUUGGUGUUUUGACGGUCGGGGUGGUCAUACGUCGCAGACGCGUAAGGGCAUUUAAGCCUCCGAGUGAUGCUGUGGAAGGAAUAUUCACGAUAUCACUCAAUGAUACCAGACGUGACCUUUGUCCUAAGUUAGAAGAGUCGAUCCAAGAGCCAACGGACAAAAAGGAUGCUCAAAAUAUAUACCUCGAAGUCGCAACUAUCGAGUCAGAAGGUGCCCAAACCGCAAACAUUCUGGACUCGGUGACACGGGCUGACUCAUCUUUACAAGGAAGCGAUUGCGAAACGGACUAUCACUCUACAAGCUGUGAACUUGGGCCGCACAGAAAUUUGUCUUCAGCUGUGGACGCCAACAUGCAAACCUUUAUUUGUAAACCGAUUAAUAUUAAAGACUUCAUGGGACGGACUUUCUGCAAGGAACAUGUAUUUACAAAGAACAAUCUGACACUUCAGUUGGAACAUUCGAGUGUGACCUUGACUUUGUCGGAAAAAGAUGUAGAACAUGAAAGUGUGCGUUGCUUUGCAAGCACCUUCCGAUAUAUACCGGAAAUAUGCGAUCGUCUGGAAAAGGAAGGAGUUCUGCAUAAAGACGAAAUGAUCGCCUCCCCAACGAUCGAGUACCUAUUUCCAGACAUCCAACGGUUGGCUGAGUUCGGCUGCGUGAAAAUGGAUCACAAAGGGCAGGGAAUGCCUGCCUUCCGGGUGUGCAAAACGGAAGUGAUGUCAGACGGCUCUCUCAAACCUGUCGUCGUGAAGCACAAAGACGAUGUCGAUUUGAACGAUCCCGAGUUGGACGCGUAUUAUGAAGAGGUAUGUGCAAUUAAUCUAUAUACGAAUCAUGGUGCCAUGACAACACCGGACAAGGAGUGUCCAGGGCGAGUGCGCAUAUUCCUGCGGUCGUUCUGCGUGGUAUACUGUACUUUCUGCCCGAAAAAUGACCACACUGACCAGCGCCUUAAGCUGGACGCGUACCUGUACACGAAGGAGGACAGGCUGUCCGACCGUACGUCCGUCCAUAUGCGCCUCUUUAUUUUGGAUGAGAUAAUGCAGAUGCCCGAUUAUAAACAGCGCCUUGAGGAGCAGACGGUCAACCAGUAUCGGGAAGACAUGAAACAGCUACGACUUCCGCAUCACGUGUCCAUGGAGGACUUCCUGGAGGUGGCGCUGCAACUUCCUGACACAACUAACAUCAACCGGCACGGAGAGCGCGUAUGGAGGACUGACUCCGACCUUAAACAGAAAAACAAACUGUCAGAGUUCACCGCUUGUUCACGCAAAGGCCGACUGGACGGCCUCGUAUUCAGCAUGGAAUGGCUGCUAGAGGGGCCUGAUGACGCCAUCACAGAAAACGCAUGUUUCCUAAACUGCGCGCUUGAGGCGAAGAUUGAAUUCAGCUACAAAGGUCGUGUGACCGAAAUACCUACGACAGAGCUUCGUGUGCGUCGGCAAGUAAACGCUCCCAGGAAGUGGCCCAACCAUGGUGUACCCCAGGAAGAGUCCAUGAGGCAGGACAGUCUUGGUUCCACCAGCCCCGGGGGAGAGGCGGAUCAGGGUGCUACCGGUGUGGACUCGCUGAUGUCACCACGACCUGAGUGUAUAUACAGCAGAUGUACAGAUGUCAGGGGCGAGUUAUCGAGUAGUUCUUUGUAAAUAACUGUGCUUUUUUCGUUUUAUAUCAAUUGUAAUGUUUAAUUUGUUAUGUUUUAUGUAUUUAUGGUUUUAAUUGUAACGUUAAAUCUAUAUGAUUUAAAUUGUUAUGUUUGUGUCAACAAGAUUGUAAUGAAAACUGUAGUGUUCACUGGCGUAGCUCCACGUAGGCACUAAUGGAACGGGCAUGCAUAUGAUUUCGAAAAUUGUAUUUUGAAGCUGUCCAAAAAUGCAUUUUAAACGGAAUGAGUAGUGGGUAUAUGCGUCACAAUUAUAGAAUAACACGCAUCUUACAUUCUCAUUCAUCAGAGGUUCGAUCGUGAUACAUCUCCUGUGGUACGCAUAGUAUCACCACUCUGGUGAACGAGAAUGGCAUCUUAGUGCAACCCGCAUUAAAAAGAACUAAUUUAGCGAACUGGGCUUGCACAUCAAUUUUUGGCUAGCUACGCUCCUGAGUAAAUGAACAUCGCCACUACUCGACUGAAAUCUUGAAGCUGGGUUUUAAUUUUAAAGCGCUUGCAUUUUGUAUGAACGAUUCUGUUUGUAGCAUUGAAUGAUAACGCAGUGACUUGCAUUAAUAACCAAACUGACAUCGAAGUUUGAAAUACAAUAUUAUUAAUGAUGAAUAAUUACUUUUGACAUACAUGUGAACUCUACCGGCAGUAGGUAAAAUAUACCGCUUUUGAGACCAUUCUAACGCCAUACCGCGCUUUCCCGUCGAAAUAUACCGAUAUUGAAAGCUCUUAAAAAACUCAAAAUUAUAUCUAAUUGGCCUUAAAUUUUCUUUUAAACACCUCAAAAUUCUAUCAACCAUGUUAAAGAACCAUAUUAAUCUGUCACUUUAAAGAACAUGGUGCAAUAAACAACUUAUCAAAUCACUUCACACUUCAGUCGAGAUCGUUGCUCAGUACGUUACAAAAGACCACUUUUCAGCAUAUUUUGUUAAUUGGCAUCCUAAGGAGAAAGCCUUAAUCUACAAUAGCCAACUGUAGAGCACAAGGACAGGCGUUGUUUGACACACCCCUUUGACCACGCCCUUACACCCAUUUAAAAAAUAAAUAAAUCCCAGGCUUAUUAAUAAUGACGAGGGAAUUGUUACUAAUGAUAAAAAAAAUAAAAAAUUCUCAGGUAAUAGAAUAAAAUUUCAAUUGUUUUUGUUAGUUUAUUAAUAUCAUAAGUAACAGUUCUCCCAUCCUUUUUUUAAGCCUGGAUUUUUUUUUUUAAAUGAGGGGAGGGGUGUGAUCAAAGGGGUGUGUCGAAAGAACGCACCCUGUCCCUGUGGUGUAGAGUAGAAAUAGCAAUACAACAAUUUUAAUUCAAAUAUUAACAUAUUAUUUCGGAAUAAAGAAAUGAUUAUUUCUGAUUAAAGAAAUUAAAAUGAAUACUGCAUCAUAUUAAUGGCUUAAACAAUACACUCGGAAAGAGAUUUACCCUCUAUCAGCCAUGUAUGUAAAAUACUCAAUUCUCUGUCUGUACAAUGUAGACUGUAUUUGAGCUGGUAAAGUUAUAUUAUGACCAAUCAGGAAUGCUAAAUGAUAUCUAUUAUUUACAAUACUAUCACUUUUAAAUCUUUAAAUUCUAUUUCACUGUGUGAACUUUUCUUUGACACCAUUUUAAAAUGCAGCCAUUUCAAUCAAAAUGCAUGGACAAUGUGAAUCCUAAAUUACAGUUGUGACUCUCUAGAAUAAUGAAGUUCUUCAGGCCAUCACAGAAUAUGAUCUGUGAAGGACUCAAUGAUAACACUUCACUGGCAUUAUAAAGGUAUGUUGCUUACUGGUCAUUUAAAUUUUCUCUGAUUUUUUUCUUAAGCUUUUAUUUUCAAAUUGAAGAUUAAUUUACAAUUAAUUAACCUUUGAUUUUAAAAUUAUGAAGGAAAAACUCAUCUGUAGCUGUAUUUAUGGCCAUUGUUAGUAGACUGAUUCCAUGUAAUGCAAGUAGAAAGCCUUAAAGCUGCACUCUCACAGAUAUACCAUUUUUACAACUUUUUUAUUUUUUGUCUUGGAAAGAGCAAAUUUUUGUGUAAAUAUCUACAAACCAGUGAUAUAAGAUUACUGACAAAAUAUCAGAUCGUAGAUUUUCAUAUUUCCAUUUGAAAACUAAGGUUUUAUGGCUUAAACCAUUACUUUAAGAAAAAUGCAUAAAACAUCAAUUUUUGAACCUAAAUAUAAAAAUCUGCGAUCUAAUUUUUUUUUUCAGCACUCUUAUAUAACUGGUUCUCAUGGAUGUUCGCAAAAAUUGGCUCGUUCCAAGACAAAACAUAAAAAAGUUGUCAAAGCAUUCAAUCUGUGAGAGUGCAGCUUUAAUAAUAUUUUUAUUUUCUUGUACAAGAUAUAAUAUACAUAGUUUCGUUCAGCUAAGAACAAUCAGCAGAAGUAUUGCUUUCAAGUGUCUUCAUUUGGCAGCUAGUUGCUAUCGGCAACAUGUUGAAGUCAUAUCCAGUAAAUCCCAAGAACUCAAGGAGUUAAAUUACAUGUUUUAGAAAUAAUUUCAUACACAAUAUACGUGCAGUACAAUGAAAUCUCAUUUCUUAACAAAAUAACAUUUAAAUUGAAUUACAUUUAUGAAAAAGUUGUUUUCAUUUUGUUAAAACUGGAGAUUUUAUGUAAUUAGAGAAUACAUAUUUUAAAUAUGUAUGUUGCUCAUUACUAUUAUUUUGCUAUUGUUAUUUGUAUUAAAUACACAUAAUAAAAAUAUUUAUAAUU